Lotus japonicus is the source of this 1530-nucleotide messenger RNA. Its product is annotated as zinc finger protein CONSTANS-LIKE 16-like. The coding region runs from base 163 to 1431 and encodes 422 amino acids. NCBI's taxonomy places the organism in Eukaryota, Viridiplantae, Streptophyta, Magnoliopsida, Fabales, Fabaceae. The transcript is spliced from 2 exons. Gene Ontology annotation, biological process: regulation of DNA-templated transcription. Gene Ontology annotation, cellular component: nucleus. Gene Ontology annotation, molecular function: protein binding; zinc ion binding. The record is from RefSeq and is a predicted model, not a curated record.
UUGUGGGUCACCAACACUUUUUGUUAAAUAAAGAAAGAAAAAAUCUAAACCAAAAAAUCAUCAUUCAAGUUCAAAAACACAUAGCAGAAAAGAAAAAAAGAAAAAAACACUCACUCUUUCUCUGCUUUCUUCAACUGGUGCUGUUAAUAUCAGUACAGUGUGAUGAGUUCUACAAAGAACGUGGCAAACGCGGUUGGUGGCAGAACCGCCAGAGCCUGUGACAGCUGCAUAACCAAGAGAGCACGGUGGUACUGUGCUGCCGACGAUGCUUUCCUAUGUCAAGCUUGUGACUCCUCUGUUCACUCUGCAAAUCCACUAGCUCGCAGGCAUGAGAGGGUGCGGUUGAAAACAGCGUCGUACAAGUCUGGUGGUGGUGGUAGUGAGCCGUCGUGGCACGGUGGCUUCACUAAGAAAGCGAGAACGCCAAGGCAGGGGAAAGGUAUGAAACAGAGGAACAACCCGUUUCAUCUGGUGCCGGAGGUGGGGUUGGAUGAGGUGAAUUCCAAUUCUCAUGAAGAGAAUGAGGAGCAUGAGCAGCUUCUGUACAGGGUUCCGGUUUAUGAUCCUUUUGUGGGGGCUGAGCUAUGCAGCACUCCGAAUUCUUCUUUGAAUUCAGCUGUGGUGGCAGUGGCAAAUGCUUCUGAUUCAGAUUCUGGUCCUAAGGUUCAGGAGGAUUAUGAGUUGGAAAGCUUGCAGGGGAUUCUUAUUCCUUCUGAUGUAGAGCUUGCUGAGUUUGCUGCUGAUGUUGAGAGCUUGUUGGGGAGGGGGUUGGAAAAUGAGUGCAUGGGGAUGGAAGAGUUGGGGCUGAUUGAUGCUAGCAAACAAGAGGAGUGGGAGUGUUCUGUGGGUAGUGAGAAGGUGAAGGUGGAAGAGGAAGAGGGACAACAAGUGGGUGGUGGGGAGAUGGGAAGAGAAUCAAUAUCUUUUGAGUUGAAUUUUGAUUAUGAUGAUUCUCUUGAAACAUGUGAGGAUGAGGUGAAGGAGAUUAAUGGUGAUGAUGAUAUGGGAAAGGGUAGUUCAGAGUUGAUUAAAGAAAAUGGAAAAAGGAAGAUUUUGCAGCUUGAUUAUGAUGCAGUGAUCAUUGCCUGGUCUGGCCAAAAGUCUCCUUGGACAACUGGUGCUAAACCAGACUUGGAUCUUGAAGAGUUCUGGCCUGAAUGCAUGGGAACUUGUGGAACAGAGGUUCAACAUCCUUAUGGUGGUGAAUGGAGCAGUGGAUUUGGGUGUCAUCCUGCAGUAAUGGCAGAUGGUGGCAGAGAGGCAAGGGUGUUAAGAUACAGAGAAAAGCGGCGAAGAAGGUUGUUCUCAAAAAAGAUAAGGUACGAGGUUAGGAAAUUGAAUGCAGAGAAGAGACCCAGGAUGAAAGGUAGGUUUGUGAAGAGGGCUUCCUUUGCAGCAGCACCAACCACAUUUCCUUUGCUAAAUAAAUAAGGAUGAACUAGCAAGCAUUCAUUGCUCUACAAGCACAUUUUUGUACAUGUUUGCUAAACGUUGUAUUUUGCUAUUUUAUGUGAGCUUUUGUUUCAUUUU